Messenger RNA from Trifolium pratense (red clover), 2331 nucleotides. RefSeq lists its product as uncharacterized. Gene Ontology annotation, biological process: rRNA methylation. Bases 261 to 2033 code for a protein of 590 amino acids. The record is from RefSeq and is a predicted model, not a curated record. Gene Ontology annotation, molecular function: RNA methyltransferase activity; RNA binding. Gene Ontology annotation, cellular component: chloroplast. Lineage: Eukaryota; Viridiplantae; Streptophyta; Magnoliopsida; Fabales; Fabaceae. The transcript has a single exon.
GAAAAAUAUUUAAUAUUUCACUCAUAAAAAUAAAAAGUUGAAUGCAAAAUUUUCAAUCCAUAAAAAUAAAAAAAUUAAAAUCUAGUAGGAAACAAAACGAUGUCGUUUGUUUAGUUCCCAUACUGGUUCCAUUCCAUCUGAAAAAUCGAUAACUACACGCCGUCUAUGGAGUCUGCACGAUGCCCUAAUUUCACAUAAUGAAACCAAGAUAAGAUUUUUUUCACUCUAUCUCUGUCUCGAAGUCUUCUUCUCCUAUCUCAAUGUAUACUAAUAUCUCAAAAGCUCAAGCAUUUCCUCUCGUAGCUAAAAUAUCUUCGCACCCCAAAUACUUCAAUUCACUCUCCACCAUUAAAACCCAAUUUUCACCACUUUCUUCUCAUAAAAAACCAAUCUUAACCAACCCCAGAUAUAAAUUUCAAACUUUUCAAACUGGAAAACCACCGAAUCCAUAUGGGUUCAUGUUACAAAUUGCUAGAAGCUACUGUGCCGCAACAAGUGCCGAAAAUCAACUUCCUUGGCUAGAAACAAGUGAAACCGAGGAAGGUAAAUUGGUGCAUAAAGCAAAAAGGAACAAUGUUAGAAGCUCUGUUCAGGAAGAUUCGGCCAAGAAGAAGGUGAAUGUUAAGUCCUCUUGGGAACAAUCCGUUGAUAGGUUAGAGUUACCAACGGUUUCAGAAUUUAAGCCUAGAUCACAGGAAAGGAAGAACGGAUUGGUUGGUGAUAAUGUGAGAGACCGUAGAAGCGACAGUGGUAGAAAAUAUAAUAAAUUUGAUGAUAGGAGGAGUGCUAGCAACACAUUUUCUAAACGAUAUGGUAAAGUCGACGAUAAGAGGAGAGCUAGCAACACAUAUUCUAACAAAUAUGAUAAAUUUGAUGAUAAUAGAAGUGCUAGCAACACGCUCGCUGACAGAUAUAAUAAAUUUGAUGAUAAUGUUGAAGAAAGAGUUGAUGAUGAAAUGGAGGAUGAGAUGGAGGAGGGUGUUGAUGAUCCAAGGUGGGAUAACAUAAAGAAUAAGUUCAAAGGGGUGGUUGGAGGUAGAGGUGGACCGGAAAGGCCUGAAUUUCGAAGAUGGGAUAGGAAUGAGGAUUGGGGUAGAAAGACUUGGAAAGAGGCUAGUGAAUCCACUUUGCCGAAGAUUGUUGGUGAAGGAAUCUAUGGGGUUGGUCCAGUUUUGGCUUCACUUUCAGCUGGAAGAAGGGAAUUCUAUGCAUUGUAUGUGCAACAAGGGUUGGAUUUGAGUAGCAACAAUAGGAAGAAGAAGGACAAAAAAGGGUUUGAGAGGGUUCUAAAGAUGGCUGAAAAAAUCAAUUUAAGUGUAAAAGAAGCAUCAAAGCACGAUCUGAAUAUGGUGGCCGAUAACCGACCUCAUCAAGGUUUGGUGUUAGAUGCUUCCCCACUUGAGAUGGUGAGAAUACAGGAGUUGGAACCUGUUUCAGUGGAGGAAGGAAAGGGUUCUCUUUGGGUAGCUCUCGAUGAGGUUACCGAUCCUCAGAAUUUAGGAGCAAUUAUUAGGUCUUCAUAUUUUUUUGGAGCUACUGGGAUCGUUUUAUGUGCAAAGAAUUCAGCUCCAUUAAGUGGUGUUGUGAGCAAAGCAAGUGCAGGGGCACUUGAAUUAAUGGAACUUAGAUAUUGCAAGAACAUGAUGCAAUUCUUAGUGUCUUCCGCCGAAAAUGGUUGGCGAGUUCUUGGUGGUUCUGUCUCCUCCAAAGCUAUUUCUUUGAAUGAGAUUGAACCAGGUCCGCCGACUAUUCUUGUUUUGGGCAGUGAGGGCACUGGUUUGAGGCCUUUGGUGGAGAGAUCUUGUACUCAGUUGGUUAAAAUUGUUGGUAAUAUUCCUUUAGACUUAAGUACUAGUGAAGUAGAAGGUGAAAGUACCGGUUUAAAUGGCGAGAGCUCUGGUAAAGAGUUCCUUUCAUUUUUGGCCGUGGAAAGCUUAAACGUUAGUGUAGCGACAGGUGUGCUUCUUCAUCACUUAAUUGGUAAAGGUUCUGUAGAUUCUUUGCCAGACGCGACAAAACGGUUGUCUGAGUGAGACUGCAAGUCCUCAGUUUAUUUAGUCUGUUUUCUUAGUGUUUCAUACAUUGUUUGUAGUUUCUCUUUUUCUAUCAUUUGAUCAGGUAUUAAUCUUAUUACAAUCAUGUCAGCAAGUUGGUCUUAUAUAGAAUGGGAUUAGUUAGUUCACAAAUUUGGCUGCAUUUUAACUUUAUGAUUCAAUUUAUUGAACAGGAGUAUGCAAACCAAAGAGAAAGAAUAACUAAAUUUGAGAAUUGAGGCUUAUUUUAGUUAUCAAUUUGAAGUUCUCUUAGUUUAUGGAUUUAUAUUAUUUUUAA